Molecule: messenger RNA, 1074 nt
Organism: Arthroderma uncinatum
Lineage: Eukaryota; Fungi; Ascomycota; Eurotiomycetes; Onygenales; Arthrodermataceae
Exons: 2
Coding region: 1-1074 (357 amino acids)
Biological process (GO): transcription by RNA polymerase III
Cellular component (GO): RNA polymerase III complex
Source: RefSeq, a predicted model, not a curated record
AUGGCUUCGUCUGCUGGCCCCUCGCGGGCCAAAGCAUCGAACGAUCCGCAGAGCCUGGCGAUGAAGCUGUACGAUCAGUGUCUCUCCAGCUUCCCGACAGACCAUCUCUACUACCAGCAGGAUCUGCUCGGGCUGGGAGUCAUACCGAACGACGACCUGGCGCUGCUCUUGAGAUGCACCCAAAUUCUAGUCGACCAGAGCUUGCUCCGGCUUCUACAAGCGAAAGAUGAUCGUCUUGCUUGGAAGAUCAUUGCGCAGUCAGAUGCUGAAAAACUGCAAAACCUCAACGGCGAGGAACGCCUCGUGUACAAUGUAAUCCAUUCGACCGGCCGGAACGGUAUCUGGACCAAGAUAAUCAAGACUCGAACAAACCUGCACCAGACGAUUAUGAACCGGUGUCUGAAAUCCCUCGAAGCGAAGAGUUAUGUCAAAUCCGUACGAAACGUCAAGUAUCCGUCACGUAAAAUAUACAUGCUAUCAGGGCUACAGCCGAGCGAGGAGAUUACCGGAGGUGCGUGGUUCACAGAUGGCGUGUUGGAUGCAGAUUUCAUUCGUGGCCUGAGUGGCUGGAUUGAACACUGGGUGAGCGCACGGAGCUGGAAUUCUCCCGGAAGCGAAGACCAGCCAAAGGGGAAGAAGCGGAAGGCUCAGGCCGAUGACUCGGAAACGCAAUAUAUACCAUACCUCCCAUCAUACCAGGGCCAUCCGACCACGGCUGAUAUCACAAAAGCUAUCAAUGGCUCCGGACUUACCCCAGUCACCAUGGACGAAGGGAGCAUCUCUCAGCUGCUGCAGAUGCUUUGCUAUGACGGGAGAUUGGUUUCUCUUCGAGACGGAGCCGCAUACAGGAGUGUCAAGAAGCCGAAUCAGAUCUCUCUUCAACGCGACCUGGGCCUCCAGGGCCCAGGCGGCGCAACCACUAAAGAAGGACCCUCCCUUGGAUCAAACGGAAUGACUGAAGUGCCUUGUGGUCAGUGCCCUGUGUUUUCCCUCUGCCGUCCAGGAGGUCCUGUCAGCGCCGAGAACUGCGAGUAUUUCGACGAAUGGCUGAAAAACUCUGCAUUGUCCUUUUAA